Molecule: messenger RNA, 1463 nt
Organism: Effrenium voratum
Lineage: Eukaryota; Dinophyceae; Suessiales; Symbiodiniaceae
Source: the annotation of a GenBank genome assembly
AGCCAUCGGCUCAGCAGGCUUUUUCUGACUGAUACAGAUGCCAGCGCCGCUUUCGGCGGUGGCCCCCUCCAUUUCACAGUCUUGAACUUCAGCGAUGCAGAUCGCAGUUUUGCUGCUAAGCAUUGCAGAAGCUUGGGCGCAUAGCGCGGAGGUGCAAGCGGAUGGCGGCAUCUCUGGUGCAAGGCUGAGCCUCAAUGAGCAGGCUCACUUGGCCAGCGUGAGGGCCCACGGCGCCAGUGAGGAGGAGGCCUUCAAGGAUGCGACUGCGGCAAACGGCUACAUUGAGUGUGCCUCUGAAGGCGGCAACUGCUCCUGUGCAGACGGGGUCGUGCUUUACGGCCGGCCAACCUUGGGGGAGUGGCGGGAGCUGCGGGUUGAUGGCUCGACGCUCUGCACCGCAACUCUGUUCGACACCACCCCGGCGCCGGAAGGGGAGACCAACGUGUGCCGGUGUUAUUCCCUGAACUGGUGCAAUAGAAACAACGUGGACGCCAUGGUCUUCGACCCAAGCCACCGGAGGAGAAAUGCCCUGGGCACACCUGGGAAGAAUCUUCACCAGCGCCGGCGCUGGUGUGGUUGGGGCCCUAGAGAUUGCGCCUGGAGCUCCUGGAGCAAGUGGACUGACUGCCAGGGCGGUCACGAGUGUGCCGACUCUGGUACGAGUGAGCGGACUCGGCAGAUGGAGUUGGAAGCCGCCAACGGAGGCAUUUGCAAGCAGGAGACGUCCAUUGAGAAGACCAAGUGUUCCUGGGUCGGCUGCAAGGAUGAGAAGGCCGAGAAGGUCGACAAGGCUGAGAAGGACGAGAAGGUCGAGAAGGACGAGACAAGCUCCGAGAUCCCGGUAGAGGUGGAGGAGAAAGUCUCCGAGGCCACGUUGAGCUCCGAGGAGCUGGCGGCGGCGCGGCAGCAGAAGGCGGCGAAGCUGACGGCGGCGGCGAACGCCAUGAACCAAUCGCUGGCCCUCCCGCAAGCGGAGAAGGUGGUGCCGGACGUUGGCGCUUCCUUGGUGCAGGCGGCUUUGGCAGGGGGAGCCUCCGAGAUCGCGGCGGCAGCGGCCAGCGCCAAGCUGCAGGCCAACGCCAUGGUCAAGGCCGAGCUGGGCCAACUGACGGCGCUGACGUUGGCGCAGAUGGGUGCCAGUCUCUUGGUGGAAUCUCGGGCACAGGUGCCCCGUGGAGCCACGCUCAAGGUCUUAAGGGAGCUGGUGGUGGCCGUGGCAGGCCAUGCCAUCGUGGAGGCCAUCGGGGACGACUCCGUGGCAGGCUCCCAGGUCGCCGGCGUGCAGGCGGGGAAGAUCGCGGACGCUUUGGGCCUGGCGCUGAAGGACGUUCGGAACUCGGACCAGCUCUUCGGGAACCACACGGAUGACACAAUCAACAUCUUCAGCGUGCAACAUCCAUAGCGAGCCAUCCAGUGGCCAGCGAAGCUCGAAAAAGGCCUUGCGCAAGCGGUGUGGAUUGGAA